Molecule: messenger RNA, 339 nt
Organism: Knipowitschia caucasica
Lineage: Eukaryota; Metazoa; Chordata; Actinopteri; Gobiiformes; Gobiidae
Source: the annotation of a GenBank genome assembly
AUGUACGCCCGCUACGCUGAGAGAGGUUUGCGCAUCCUCGGCUUCCCUUCCAACCAGUUUGGGAACCAGGAGCCUGGGACUGAAGCACAGAUCAAGCAGUUUGCUCAGUCAUACAACGCUCAGUUCGAUAUGUUCAGUAAAAUUGAUGUGAAUGGAGACAACGCUCACCCUUUGUGGAAGUGGCUGAAGGAGCAACCCAUGGGAAGAGGGUUCAUGUCAAAUAGCAUCAAGUGGAACUUCACAAAGUUCUUGAUCAACAGAGAGGGCCAGGUGGUGAAGAGAUAUGGACCCCUGGAUGAUCCAAGUAAGGUGGAAGCGGAUCUCCCGCUGUACCUAUAA